UUAAUUAAUAUCUUGUCUCAGAUCUUUAAAGACGUGUGCUGCCAUCGGGAGAUCAUGGCGCUCAAGGUCUACUGUCGCAGCCACGCCAACGGUUGCCAGGAGACCAUGAGUCUGCAGCAGAUCCCGGAGCACCUGAAUGUGUGUCCCUUCUACGAGGUCCCCUGUCCUCUGGGGAAGUGUAAGGAGCGAAUGAUGAGGAAAGACAUCCCCGAUCACCUGAGCUGGAAGUGUAAACACAGAGAGACCAGCUGCGAGUUCUGCAAGACCAAGAUGCCUCUGACCGACCUGCAGGUAGGCAUGACAUCACCGGGACAUCACUAUGACAUCACUAUGACAUCACUGGGACAUCACUACGACAUCACUAUGACAUCACUGGGACAUCACUACGACAUCACUAUGACAUCACUACGACAUCACUAUGACAUCACUGGGACAUCACUGGGACAUCACUAUGACAUCACUGGGACAUCACUAUGACAUCACUGGGACGUCACUGGGACAU
Etheostoma cragini (Arkansas darter) is the source of this 502-nucleotide messenger RNA. Its product is annotated as TNF receptor-associated factor 3-like. Gene Ontology annotation, biological process: tumor necrosis factor-mediated signaling pathway; regulation of canonical NF-kappaB signal transduction; protein K63-linked ubiquitination. Bases 55 to 477 code for a protein of 140 amino acids. Gene Ontology annotation, molecular function: zinc ion binding. The record is from RefSeq and is a predicted model, not a curated record. Gene Ontology annotation, cellular component: plasma membrane signaling receptor complex. The transcript is spliced from 2 exons. NCBI's taxonomy places the organism in Eukaryota, Metazoa, Chordata, Actinopteri, Perciformes, Percidae.